CAACGGUGCUGGUUCAUUCCAUUUCUACAUAAAGUCUCCUCCUUGCUAAACCCUCGGCGUCCGCAUUAGGGUUUUAAGCUUCUCUGCAGUCUCUCCGCUACGAACAAAGCAUUCGCAGGUUACAGCCAUGGCUUUCUUUAGGAAAGCUGGGAGUAUGUUGGGGAGAACUAUGGUUGCCCACACCAACCACGAAAUCUCAUCUUCGAGAUCUUCCAUCCUACAAGCAAUAAGAUUCAUGUCAAGCUCAAAGGUCUUUGUCGGAGGGCUUUCCUAUAGUACUGAUGAUACAAGCCUCAGAGAAGCUUUUGAUAAGUAUGGAGAAGUUGCAGAAGCAAGGGUGAUUGUCGAUCGUGAAACGGGUAGGUCUAGAGGAUUUGGCUUUGUUACAUACUCGUCUCCUGAGGAGGCAUCUGCUGCCAUCCAGGCUUUGGAUCAACAGGAACUUCAUGGCCGAAUGGUAAGGGUGAACUAUGCAAAUGACAGGACACGUGGCUAUGGAGGUGGAGGUGGAGGUGGGUAUGGAGGCAGUGGAGGUGGAGGUGGUUAUGGUGGCAGUGGAGGCUAUGGAGGCAACUAUGGUGGUGGUGGUGGUUAUGGUGGCAGUGGAGGUGGCUAUGGAGGAAACUCUGGUGGUGGAGGUGGUUAUGGUAGCAGUGGAGGUGGCUAUGGUGGUAGAGGUGGUUAUGGUGGCGGUGGAGGUGGAGGUGGAGGUGGCUAUGGCGGCAGCUAUGGUAGUGGCAUUUAUGCUGGAACUACUGAUUAUGGUGGUGACAGUAAUCCAAGCAGCAAUAAUUACGGAGGUGGGAACUUGGCUUACGGUGGCAAUGAUCAAAGCAGUGGUGUUGCCGGUGGUGCUGGAGGGAGCGAAAACCUGUUCAACAGUGAUUUUCGUGAUACCUCAUCAGGAAAUUACAGAGCGAAUGAAGACUCUACCGAUAACUAUGCUGAAAGAAGUGGCCAAUCAUAGAUCUUCUUUCUAUUUUGCUCCAAGCUGAUUCAGCUUGUAGAAAAGAAAAUUCGCGCAAGCUGCACCGAACCAUCGGUUUGUUAUUAUUUUCUUUUAACUGAAAGAUGUUUUAACUUUUCGUAUUUGAGUGGGAUUGAGCUUCCCUGGA
Messenger RNA from Andrographis paniculata, 1115 nucleotides. Its product is annotated as glycine-rich RNA-binding protein blt801-like. Gene Ontology annotation, molecular function: RNA binding. The record is from RefSeq and is a predicted model, not a curated record. NCBI's taxonomy places the organism in Eukaryota, Viridiplantae, Streptophyta, Magnoliopsida, Lamiales, Acanthaceae. The transcript is spliced from 5 exons. The coding region runs from base 128 to 967 and encodes 279 amino acids.